Molecule: messenger RNA, 687 nt
Organism: Aspergillus sclerotioniger CBS 115572
Lineage: Eukaryota; Fungi; Ascomycota; Eurotiomycetes; Eurotiales; Aspergillaceae
Exons: 3
Coding region: 1-687 (228 amino acids)
Source: RefSeq, a predicted model, not a curated record
AUGCCUGAUACUAUCCAAGUCAGUCCAUCUGAUAUCCAGGUCCUUCAGACCCUUCGAAGAUCCGAACACUCCACAGUCUUAAAGGUAGCUGUCCGUGGUGAAACAAGGCUUAUGAAAAUCUAUCGCGAUAGACUCCCAUCCGAGCACGAUUCUCCAGACCGCGAAAUCAACCCGUUCACUUGCGAAUCUUCAGCCUAUCACCGACUAAAAGAGAAGGGACUAUGCACAACAGGUGUCAUUCCUUACUUUUAUGGGAUAAUCACAAACAUCCAGCCCGACCUCUGGCCAGAACUCUAUAUACGUUCUGACGACGGGAGACCUCUGAAUGCAGUUGUCUUGGAGUAUAUUGACAACAUGCACCAAAUGGAUCUAUCUACAUUCUCGGAAAGCCGUCUAACCCAGCUAGAACGUAUCCUACACGAGAUACACGAAGCAGGUGUGCUUCAUGGGGAUCCCGACCCUAGAAACAUGAUGGUGUGUGCUGGCCGUAAUGGUAGACAAGACAGGGUGCUUUGGAUUGAUUUCGACUUGGCCCAGCUCCCCCCGGGGGGUUAUCUUUCGCUGAGACAACAGAUGUGGCUGCAAGAGGAGAACGAUCUGAUGGAUUAUUUUGUUAAAUCGUUGCCUGAGGAUUACCGUGAGGGAAGGCUUAAUCGGACCUGGAAUUAUUAUUAUACAAGGACGUGA